UUGAGGUUAUAAUUUAGUGACGUAUUCAUUUAUAUAUUUGAAAUAUUUAUAUUUUUCAAUUUAUUUGUUGUGAGUUAAAUUCUGGUUGAAUAUAGUUAUUUUUCUGUAAACAAUUAUAGUCUAAGUUUACUAUUAAGUAUGACGACUAAAUUAAGCACAACAGUACAAGUGUAAACUCAAAAAUGAUUUAGAUGAUAUUAAUAUGCUUUCUUUUUUAAGUGAAAUACAUUUUUGGACUACGCAAGAAGAUGUAGUUAUUAAGGACAGUGACUAUGGAUCCUAUAAAUAUUUUUUAAAAAAGGACCUAGUCGAUACAGUGUAUGCACAGGCAAAGAGACAUUUUGCUGAACAAGUUGGGAUUACGUAUGUCCCUAAUAAUAAACGACCAGAAAAGCUAAGAGAGAGACUAAAAGAACUUGAAGAAUAUCUUCUACACAAUAAAAUUGUUUAUUAUAGCUGGGAAACUAACAGAUUAAGACUUUUGCUUUCUACAGGUUUGAUUGUAGAUCUAACUAUUCAUGAUAAGACAGGAGAUUUGCUAAGUAUUAGGUUUGAAAAGCAUUUAUCUGCAAAACUACAAGUUAAUAUUAUUUGUGAUGGUGUCUUAUUUGAUUCUCAGGUGAUUUGUGUUUGUAAUGAUGGUCAUGUCUUUGGUUUUGGGGGACCAUGGAAAGAUGGGUGGGUUCUAGACGGUGGUCCUAGAAGAAAACUACAUUAUAGCAAUGAAUGGCUAGUGGUCUAUGGAAAGGCAGGUGUUGAACAUCCACAGCCAUGGAGCCCAUUGGCUAAAGACCAUCAAAGAGCCAAUUUACAUUUGUAUUGGAUUGGAUUAGGAGAGCCAGAGCUUUUAGCUUACAAAAAAACAGAUGGAGAACCACUAUUGGUUGUAGUUAGUAAAAAAUGCAAUAGGACAAUAAUAGUUAUUGAACAGAAAGUUACACAAAAAGGUUCUGUAUCAGUAGAAGUCAGUACGUUUGAACUAAUCGCCAACAAUUUAAAAAGAAUAUCUAUAACUUCUGUUCCUUUACAAACUCAAGUGAGUUGUUGUUCUCUGAGCGAUGAAGAAGAUAGGUUAUUGUUAGGUUGUAUAGAUGGAUCUCUUGCAUUACUAAAUCGAAUAAGAGGAUUUACCAGGACUGUAAAAGCAGCUUUUAUUGCAACUUUGGCAACAUGGCAUCCAAAUGGGGUUGUAGUAGCUAUAGCAAAUGAACGUGGACAUUUACAGUAUUAUGACACAGCUUUAAAUUGCAUUAAAAGUCAACUUUCCAGUGAAGAUUACAUUCCUACUACUUUGCUAGAUUUAUCUACUUAUUUUAACACUCAGUUUAAUGUAGUUUCAAUUAAUUGGGGUACAAAAGACUUGGUCAUUUCCCUCGAACAAGGACCUCUAUGUAUUUUAACUCAUGUAGACGGUACACUUAGUUUUAAAGCUCUGGCAUUCAAAUAUAUUAAGUUAGAACAAAUGGAGAAAGCAAUUAAGUUAUUAUUAAGUUGGGAAUUUAAUGAUGAAGCUUUCUACAUACUUCAGAAUAUUAUUGCUCAUUUACUACGAAAACCAAUAACUGAGGAAACAGCUCAGUACCUUCAGGAUGCUUUGGGAUGUUUUCAUAGUCCACCUGCACCUUUACCAUCACAGAUACGGCAUAAAUUUGGUCACCAGGUUAUGUCUUUAACCAGGAGAUUCUUUCAUCACCUAGUAAGAGCACACAUGUUCGAAACAGCUUUCCUACUGGCCGUUGAUGUGGGCCAUCACGACUUAUUCAUGGACCUGCAUUAUAUUGCUGUCAAAAUAGGUGAAACCGAAAUGGCAGCCGCAGCUAGAGCUCAGGCUUCAGCUUUACUCAGCCGAUGUUCUAGUGACGCGUCAAAUUGUUCACCGUCCUCGUGUUCUCAAUGUUCAGACAGUGAGAGUUGUAGUAGUGAUUUCGAUGAAGAUUUGCCAAGCAAGUCCGACUCGACUGUUUUCUCAUCAAAUGAACCCAGCGCGGAGAAUAUUCUGACAACUAACUUUAAUCAACCUAAUCCUAUGACAUAUAAGGUGGAUCAAAAAGAAAGCCAGGGGAAUAGUUUUCCAAAGAAGCCAUCCCCAGCCAAAGCAACGUACAUAAAAGCACCACAGAUUCCGUCAGAUUUCGUUAAACUAAACCAACCACCUAUACCUUCUAUCCCCCCUUUACCAUUUUACACCUCUUUGGGAAUCCCAUACGCUAGACAAUACAACGACGGUACUCCAAACAAGAAAACAUCGUCCUUUCUCAGUAACAUUUACGGAAUUUCAACAUCAAACCCAACGAAUCUCUUACCAAACCCAUCAAAACCGGAACCUAAUAUUACAGCAGAAUUAAAACCUCCCCCAUUACCAGUGGUGCCGUCUUUGAGUAGUUCAGCGUGGAGUAGGAACCACCAUCAGUUUGGAUCGCACAGUACAUUACCCGACGUAACGAAUAACAGUUGUUCUUUCAACGAGAAUUUUUUCUCACCUAAAAAUCCUCAACAACCAAACAGUAAAAAGCCAACGCCUAAGGUGACAUUUUCAAAUACAGUGACUGCGUUUAUAGUGUCCGAUGAGAAAAAGAAUAAUAAUGAUCAGAGGCCAAAUAAUUUGUCUAGUUCCCAGAGGGAAUUGGCUGAAAGCUUGCCUUUGUGCCAUCCAAACGAGGAUUAUUUAAAAGAUUUUACCCCAGCUGCCAAUGUAGAUAAUAGUGAAAAAGAUGGUGCCAGUCAACAGCCUAAAAUUAAAGUUGUUCACUUCGGAGUUGUAUGACGAAAUAUAUUAUAUUUUAGUUGUUUUUGAAAAAACUUAUGCCAAACCUGAGUUAUUUUUAUUUCUUAAUUUGCACAAUCUGGUGUUUUAUUAUUAUGAAUAAUUAAUCUUCAUACAAUUUUAUGACACCCGUGUUUUUUAUUUUACACUAUUUAAAUUUUAUAACAAAAAGUGUCACACUCCAUCUCUCCGUCUGUCUGUCCGUCCCACCCAGAUGAAGAUGUAAACGAAACGUCGUAUCCAACUUUGCAGGAUGGGACCGUGUCCACAGUCGCUCACAUAGUCUACCUACCACAUUUGGUCGCGAUCGGAAGACAUCAACUAACUGUACAGUGACACAUGUCGUACACGGUCAAGUUGGCCUUGGUCCAAUCUAUCGACAUACCAAGUUUCAUUAAAAUCGGACAAUUUUUUCGCCAUUAAUGAUGGGGUUUCAUAGACAUGAAACGUCGUCAUCAAUUUUGAUUACUUAGGUAUAUUAAAAAAGGUAAGUAGGUAAUGUUUAAAUGGAGUAAAGCACUGGAUUGUAUUAAUUCAGGAAAUAAUGAAAAUAUAAGUUUAACAUGAGUUUUUUCAAAUAUUUUCUACCACAUAAAAAGCUAAUUCCUUGUAUUAUUAUAAGAUAUCUUUUUACAUAUUUAUUUUUUAUGAAUCUAUUUUUAUAUAUUUACA
Sitophilus oryzae (rice weevil) is the source of this 3436-nucleotide messenger RNA. It is a transcript of the gene frtz, whose product is annotated as WD repeat-containing and planar cell polarity effector protein fritz homolog. Gene Ontology annotation, biological process: cilium organization; establishment of protein localization; nervous system development. Gene Ontology annotation, molecular function: protein binding. NCBI's taxonomy places the organism in Eukaryota, Metazoa, Arthropoda, Insecta, Coleoptera, Curculionidae. The record is from RefSeq and is a predicted model, not a curated record. Gene Ontology annotation, cellular component: axonemal basal plate. The transcript is spliced from 9 exons. Bases 203 to 2764 code for a protein of 853 amino acids.